AUUUCAUUUCGGCUGCUCAUUAUUAUAUUACUCUAUCUUUUUUUUAAAGAAGAAAAUAUUCGAGCGCCCUAAUUAUUGUCAAUCGAUCAUCAUGUCUGCAACUGCAUUAUUUGGGAAUACUUCGGGACUUGGAGGGAGUUCUGGAGGAAAUAAGCAUAUAGUUGAAUUUCGAGCUGGAAGAAUGACUCUUAAAGGUCGCAUGGUUCACCCGGAUAAAAGGAAAGGUCUUUUGUAUGUAUAUCAAGGAGAGGACUCAUUGAUGCACUUUUGUUGGAAAGAUCGAACAACUGGAGAGGUGGAAGAUGAUCUUCUAAUUUUUCCCGAUGACUGUGAAUUUGUACGUGUAAAUGAGUGUACUACAGGAAGAGUAUAUGUAUUGAAGUUCAAGUCAUUUUCGAAGAAGUAUUUCUUCUGGAUGCAGGAGCCGAAAACCGAUAAAGAUGAUGACUACUGUCGCCGCAUUAAUGAGGCUCUUAAUAACCCUCCAACAUCAGGAGGGCGUGGUGGUAGCAGUGGGGGGCAAGAUGGAGAGCUACAGAACUUGUUGAAUAACAUGUCACAGCAACAACUGAUGCAAUUAUUUGGAGGUGUCGGUCAGAUUGGUGGAUUGUCUUCACUGCUCGGCACGAUGGGGUAAGAGAAAAACAAUACAGCUUCUUCAUUAAACAAUGGGGCUAUUAACAACAGCGGCGGCGGCCGCACGUCCGGAGGAAGCUCGCGCGGGGGUAGCGCGCCGCGCACCACGAGCGCGGAGAGCGCUCGCACGCCCGCCCGCCCCCGGCACGCGCCCGCCGCCACGCCGCCCAGCGCCGCCACCACGCCCGCCGCCGCCAGUGCCGCGCCCGCGCCCGCUCCCGCUGCCGCUGCCGCCCCCUCCGCUGCCGCGGGCGGGCAGAUCUUCCUGUCGGACCUGCAGCGCUACUUCUCGGGGCUGGGCACGGCGCCGCCGGCGGGCCCGGGCGCGGCGCGCGUGGAGCUGGGCGCCGCGCUGGCCGCGCCCGACGUGCUGGCGGCGGCCAGCGAGCCGGCGCACGCGCAGCGCCUGGCGCCGCACCUGCCGCCCGCGCCCGCGCCCGCGCCGCCCGACGAUGUAAGGACCACCCUGCUCUCACCGCAGUUCGCCCAGGCUGCUAAUCAAUUUUCAUCGGCAUUGACUUCUGGACAAAUGGGUCCUGUGAUGUCACAAUUUGGCUUGCCAGCUGAUGUUACUUCAGCUGCAAACACUGGUGACAUGCAAGCGUUUUUCAAAGCGUUGGAGAGCGCGUCUGGUUCGGAGAGCAACAAGUCUCAAGAAAGUGAUAAGAAGAAAGAUAAACCACAAGGUGAUAAGAAUGACAAGAAAGAUGGAGAUGCUGGAAUGUCUAUGGAGUAAUACUAAAUUAUCAUACAUUUUUAGUUGAGACCCAUUGGGUAUAGUACUGGUAUGAUUUCAUAAUUGUACAGCAUGACCAUUACUAUGAAAGUUAAAAUAUACUAAUUGCAUUUUAACCAUUUACUUCAAAAUAUUAAUAUAAUAUACAAAUGAUGUACACAAUUUUAAAUGUUGCGUGCAAAAUUAUAUAACCAAAACGUUUUUCUGUCGUAGUGAGAUAUAUAAUUAUGUAUUUCAAACAGAAUAUAAUCAAUGUGAGGUAAUGUACAUUCUAUGGAAAUUUUUCUUCCUACAAUAAAAUAAAGAUUAUGUAAAAUGAAA
Molecule: messenger RNA, 1693 nt
Organism: Melitaea cinxia (Glanville fritillary)
Lineage: Eukaryota; Metazoa; Arthropoda; Insecta; Lepidoptera; Nymphalidae
Gene: Rpn13
Product: proteasomal ubiquitin receptor ADRM1
Exons: 6
Biological process (GO): ubiquitin-dependent protein catabolic process
Cellular component (GO): nucleus; proteasome regulatory particle, lid subcomplex; cytoplasm
Molecular function (GO): endopeptidase activator activity; proteasome binding; ubiquitin binding
Source: RefSeq, a predicted model, not a curated record